This is a messenger RNA of Jatropha curcas, 931 nucleotides long. NCBI's taxonomy places the organism in Eukaryota, Viridiplantae, Streptophyta, Magnoliopsida, Malpighiales, Euphorbiaceae. The record is from RefSeq and is a predicted model, not a curated record.
GCAAUAUUUCUCAUCAUCUCUUACCAAAAUCAAGUUCAUAACACAUAAAGAACAACUUUAAGCGCAAUAAUGAAAAUGGCUAAUUUACUUAUAGCUCUUGGUGUUUUGGCUAUGGCUUCCUCAUUUGCCAUUGCCUAUGAUCCUAGUCCUCUUCAAGACUUGUGUGUGGCGACGGAAGACUACAGCUCUGGCGUACUCGUAAAUGGAAAAUUUUGCAAGGAUCCAGAACACGUAACAGCCGACGACUUUUCCUUUUCUGGACUUAACAACGCUAGAGAAACCUCAAAACAACUUGGAAUCCGCACAAAUCUCUUAACAGUAGAAGAGAUUCCUGGCCUUAACACCAAUGGUCUCUCCAUUGUUCGUAUUGAUUAUUCACCUGGUGGUGUAAACCCACCUCACAACCAUCCUCGAGCAGCAGAGAUUAUCACUGUCUUAGAAGGAACCAUAUAUGCUGGUUUUAUCACUUCAAAUCCCGAUCACCGGCUUUUCGCCAAGAUUUUAAAGCCAGGAGAUACGGUAGAUGUUUUUGUUUUUCCAUUUGGAUUAAUUCAUUUCCAGUUUAAUAUUGGUAGAAGUCCUGCAGUUGCUAUAGCAGCAUUAAGUAGUCAAAAUCCAGGAGUGGUGACUUCAGCAAAUACUAUUUUUGGAGCUGUUCCUUCUCUUAAUCUUCAACUUUUGGCCAGAGCUUACCAUCUUGAUAAAAAUAUAGUGGCUAAUCUUACAAAACAAGAAUGGGUCAAUCCAUCUGACCUUAAUUCUUAUUCUAGCUAUUAUUGAUAUAUAUUUAGAGUGGUGACAGAGAUAAAAAUGAGGAUUGAUUUUACCAACUCUUUCUCUUUUGUAUUGCAAUAACAGAGAAAGAAUAUCUAUCUAUAUAUAUAUAUAUAUAUAAAUAAAAGCAAAGCAGUUUGCAUUAUAUGAAAGCCAA